Hirsutella rhossiliensis is the source of this 381-nucleotide messenger RNA. Its product is annotated as DDE superfamily endonuclease domain-containing protein. Gene Ontology annotation, molecular function: nucleic acid binding. The transcript is spliced from 3 exons. The record is from RefSeq and is a predicted model, not a curated record. NCBI's taxonomy places the organism in Eukaryota, Fungi, Ascomycota, Sordariomycetes, Hypocreales, Ophiocordycipitaceae. Bases 1 to 381 code for a protein of 126 amino acids.
AUGUCUGGCUUUGGUUUGGAUAGUCUUGUGGUUGGGAGUGCAGACCCAAAACGGAAGGCUCUUCUGAAAGGGCCACAGUCCCGCAACUGGACCUCAUUUAUUGAAGCUAUCACCGCGGACGGCCGUGUCCUUACCCCUGGCAUUAUCUUUAAGGGCAAAGAACUUCAGAAACAGUGGUUCUUGACGGAAUUCGGCAAAAUAGCCAACUGGCAUUACAUAACGUCGCCCAACGGAUGGACGGACAACCAUAUCGCUAUUGAGUGGCUUGAGAGGGUCUAUUUGCCCCAGACGCGACCAGCCGAUGGCUCAGAUGCUAGACUGAUCAUAUUAGAUGGACAUGGAAGUCAUGCAACGGAUGCAUGGAUGGCCACAUGCUUUUGA